Stomoxys calcitrans (stable fly) is the source of this 804-nucleotide messenger RNA. RefSeq lists its product as uncharacterized. Gene Ontology annotation, cellular component: cytoplasm. Lineage: Eukaryota; Metazoa; Arthropoda; Insecta; Diptera; Muscidae. The coding region runs from base 222 to 767 and encodes 181 amino acids. Gene Ontology annotation, molecular function: GTPase activity; GTP binding. The transcript has a single exon. The record is from RefSeq and is a predicted model, not a curated record.
UUUUUACUGGAAAAAUCGGUCGGUAGUGGUUAUUGCUUUUUUAAGAGCCAUCAAAAACAAAAACCUGUUUAUAACAUUCUAUACUAAUUUCUUACAAUAGAUGAUGAAAUAAAUAAACCACGUCAUUUUUCAUUGCACGAGCCCCAAGUUGUACAUCGACUGUGAACAGUUGAGAAACAAAAGUGAGUCUGAAAACUUGUUGGGUGUUGGGACAUACAAAAAUGGAUGAAAAAGAAAGUGAACUAAGUCAAACACGGGAAAUCGAAAUAUUAAUGGUUGGCUUGGACAAUGCUGGAAAAACCGAAUUGCUCUACACGCUUAAGAAUGGUCAUGUGGUUGCCACCAUACCCACGAUAGGCUACAAUGUUGAAACCAUCGAACAUAAGGAUGUCAAAUAUACAAUUUAUGAUAUUGGUGGUUUAAGAAGCGUUCGAGUUUUAAGAAACUUUUAUGUCGAGAAUAAACAAGCUGUCAUCUAUGUCGUCGAUGUGUCUGCUGGUGAACGCUUUGAGGAAGCUAAGAAAGAUUUGCAUGAUCUUGUGGAGAAGAAUAGUAGCCAUCUCAGCAAUGCGGUUUUGUUAAUUUUAGCAAAUAAAAUUGACUUGGUACCACAAUUUGAUGUUCAUAGUCUGGCUGAACGUUUGGGAUUGAAUGCCUUGAGCCAAAAAUGGCAAAUUCAUGCGAGUUCUGCUGUAAAGGAUGGCGAAAAACUUUUUGAAAUAUUUGAUAUUUUAAAUAAAAUGAUUGAAGAUAAUAAUAAUAAAUAAUGAGCUGGAAGUGUGCUACGUAGAUUAUGUAAUAUUA